Molecule: messenger RNA, 1506 nt
Organism: Gallus gallus (chicken)
Lineage: Eukaryota; Metazoa; Chordata; Aves; Galliformes; Phasianidae
Gene: PRAM1
Product: PML-RARA regulated adaptor molecule 1
Exons: 10
Coding region: 121-1335 (404 amino acids)
Biological process (GO): T cell receptor signaling pathway; protein localization to plasma membrane; integrin-mediated signaling pathway
Cellular component (GO): plasma membrane
Molecular function (GO): protein binding
Source: RefSeq, a predicted model, not a curated record
AGUGCCGGGAAGCUCCGCUGCCGCCGGAAGGGUUCACCUCCUUCGGCUCCUUCUGCUCGGACGGCUCCGGUGAUGUUCAGGAGGGAGGAGAGCUCAUAGGGCAGCGUCCGUGGAUGGGAGAUGGAGCUGCCGGAGGGGAAAGAGGCGGCGGGGCGACACCUGCGAGCAAAGCUGAAGGACGGCAGGAAACCUCCCGCAGGGGGCGGCCGGGCAUGGGGUCCCCCCGCAGCUUUCCCCGCGACGGAGCCGGGACGGGCGCCCACGCCGGGCUCCAAAGGCGAACCGCCCCCCGCGCCCCCCGUCGCCGGGAGGGUGGGCGUCAGCGGAACCCCUCCGCCGCGCAGCAAAGCUCAGAGUGAGGGUCCCGGCUCCCGUCCGAUGCCCGUUCCUCAGAGCCCGGAGUGGAUGGCGCGGCUGAAGAAGGGCAUCGCUCCCAGCGCCGCCGCUGCCAAGCCGGGAGGACGGGACGCGGCGGACAACAAGGGGGUCGGAGCCACCUCCCAUCCCCCCCCGAGGAACCCACCCCCGCAGAAAUGGCCGCUGCUCAAAGACACGGCCGCUCCGGCUCUCCCCGCCACAGGCGCAGCCGCUGCGGGUGGGAUCCGGGGUUCGGGGCACCCCCCGCGCAGGAAGCCGCUGCCGCACGCCGCGGUGCUCGGAGCGAGGCCGGCAAAGCCCCGGCGGCCUCCGAGCGUGGAUCUGCAGAAGUUCCAUAAGGCUGCGCCCCCCGGGGAGCCCGGCCGCACUGCUGCGGGGCCAUGGAGUGCUGCGCUGGGUUACCCAACGCCAUUCCCACCGCGGGAUGCUCUGAGCACAGCGGGUGGUGAGGAGGAGAUAUACGACGACGUUGAGAGUGUUGAACUGCUCAGGAGAGACCGAAGCUUUCCGCCGCCCCCCGCAUUCCGACCGCCAGCGCAUCUCCACCCCAAAGGAGGUGGGGGAACAGCGGGGGGAGGUGCUGCUCAGACCCCCAGCACGGUUGCACUGCUGGUUGCUGCACAAAGAGGAGCUCAGAGCACCCGGAAGGUGAGGCCAAUGACGCUCAAGGAAUGCAAGAAGGAAGAGAAAGCGGACAGGGAGUUUCAGAAGAAAUUCAAGUUCGAAGGGAACAUCACCAUCCUGACCCAAAUGAUGGUUGACCCUGCGGCGACGGAGAAGAGGGGUGGGGGGAAGAACCUUCCUCUGAGACGGGGUGAGAUCCUCGAUGUCAUUCAGUUCACCAAUAAGGAGCAGAUCCUUUGCCGGAACAGCCAGCGGAGGUACGGUUAUGUGCCCCGGGCUGCGAUGCUGCACCUGGACACGGACAUCUACGACGAUGUUGAUCUGUAUGAGUGACCGACCCAAAGCCACGGGAGCACCACCAGACCCCGAAGGUCGGAGCUCCGAUGCUGGAGGGGCUGUGAGGGUCGGCCCUGCAGUGCAGAGGUUUCGGAGGGUCCUUCGGAUGGAGCCCCGCGGCGCUUUGUUUGAUCUGUGUGAAACACAGCACUGAUUUGUGUGGUCCUA